Molecule: messenger RNA, 608 nt
Organism: Cariama cristata (Red-legged seriema)
Lineage: Eukaryota; Metazoa; Chordata; Aves; Cariamiformes; Cariamidae
Gene: LDLRAD3
Product: low density lipoprotein receptor class A domain containing 3
Exons: 2
Source: RefSeq, a predicted model, not a curated record
AGGCAGGCAGCGGCCAAGAUUAUGUGACCUCAGAAAAUCAGCUGCUUUACUACCCGAGUAUUACCUAUGCUAUCAUCGGUAGCUCUGUCAUUUUUGUGCUCGUGGUGGCCUUUCUUGCCUUAGUCCUGCAUCACCAACGGAAACGCAACAAUCUCAUGCCCCUGCCAGUGCAUCGGCUGCAGCACCCUGUCCUGCUGUCCCGGCUGGUGGUCCUCGACCACCCGCACCACUGCAGCGUCACCUACAACGUCAACAACGGGAUCCAGUACAUGUCCAACCAGGCCUAUCCCAGGCCACUGGACCUGGACUCUCCACCAUCUUAUUCGGAGGCUGUGCUCGACCAAAGCAGACCGCCUUGGUUUGACCUUCCUCCACCACCUUAUUGCUCUGAAUCUGAAUCCCCUAAUCAGCCAGAUCUUCCUCCUUACCGAUCUCGGACGGGAAGCUUGGUGAGCACAGACACCCCCAUGGCAGGAAGCCCUCUGGGCACAGCCGGCAGUUGGACAAGAGACAUCCAUGACAGCAUGGAUGGCCACAGAACUCUUCUUGAUAGGACAACAGACCAAAGCGAUUCUCUGGUCAACCACACUGCUGCAGGAGAAGUGUAA